AUGGGGUUCACUUCGAUCAACGCCCAAGGGCUUACGGCUCCGCCCUAUUUCGCUUCUUUCUUGGUCACGAUUGCCACCACCUGGAUUGCUGAUCGAUUGCAACAACGUGGCUUGAUGCUUGUAAUCCUGUCUCUGAUCGGAGCUGUUGGCUAUGUUCUCCUUGCCGUCUGCACGUCAGUUGGCGCGCGUUACGCAGGCGUGUUCCUCGCUGCUAUAGGUGUUUUCCCUUGCAUCGCAAAUAUUCUCCCGUGGGCUCUCAAUAACCAAGGCUCGGAUUCACGACGUGGAAUGGGUAUUGUCAUCCUCAAUAUCAUCGGCCAAUGCGGGCCCUUUCUGGGAACAAACGUAUUCCCAGAAAGCGACGGACCGCGCUACAUCCGCGGACAAUCCAUUUGUGCAGCCUUCAUGUUCUUCACCAUGAUUCUGGCGCUCACUCUACGAACCCUUCUGGUAUGGGAGAACCGCCGCUUAGACAAGCAGCAUGGUACGCAGGCCGAGAGGGAAGCGCGGGGAUGGAAUAAAGGGGAAAACGUCGCAGAAGAAAACUAUGGAGCUGGAUUCCGGUACGUGCUAUAG
Aspergillus oryzae RIB40 is the source of this 576-nucleotide messenger RNA. Its product is annotated as putative MFS transporter. Bases 1 to 576 code for a protein of 191 amino acids. Gene Ontology annotation, cellular component: membrane. The record is from RefSeq and is a predicted model, not a curated record. Gene Ontology annotation, molecular function: transmembrane transporter activity. The transcript is spliced from 2 exons. Lineage: Eukaryota; Fungi; Ascomycota; Eurotiomycetes; Eurotiales; Aspergillaceae.